AUGGCCUGGAACAAGUCAUUCAUUCUUCUUCUCGCUGCUGCUGCAGUAUCUGGUGUUAGCGGAGGACCUUGUCGUCCCAGAUCACCAACCUAUGUUCCGACUUACAGUGUGCCAACUUACAUUGCGCCAACUUAUACGAUCCCUUCCAGAUCAAGCACGUCUUCUCUCUCUUCUUCCCAUUCUUCGAAAGAUUUAUCUUCCACUUCUAUCUUGGUUUCAGACACCACUACAACAUCCAAGUCCAUGACUUCAACCAGCACUGAGCAGAGAUCAACUUUUAUUUCCCAAGAGACCUCAGCCAGCACUGGAUCUACCAUUUCUUCUUCUUUUACUUCUACUUCCGAGGCUACUCAGCCUACUACUAUGAAAACCAUUACUUCCAAGACGAGUGAAGCUUCAACAGUUACCAGCGAGACUUCCAUCACUACCUAUACUGUCGCUUCCGAGACGACUGAGGGUACAUCUACUUCAGUCACUCAGACCACAAACUCAGAUACUACUGAGACUUUCACCUUCACUACUGAAACGAGCUCUAUCAACACAUAUACUUCAACACUCCCAACGGAUACCACAAGCACCUCUAUCGCAGAGACUUCAACACUCACUACUGAAAAUACAUCUUCCAACACGGAAACAUCAGAGUCAACGAUUUACACCAUCACUCACUCUACCCCUGAGGAUACAUCGGCUACAACUGUUGAUGUUACUUCGUCCAAGACAAUUGAGUCGAGCUUUACGGCUGAAACUACCACUGCUACUACGACGGGAACCACUAGUGAGACCUCGAGUACUGCCACAAAGUCUGAGACAACUGAGUUGUCGAGCGGCACGAGUGAAACAGCCUCAUCAACAGCCACCGCGGAAACCUCAGUUUCAGGUGAGACCACUAAGGAGAUUACGACAGCCACUACAACCACUGGAACCACCGAAUCUCCUAGUGCCACUUCCGAAACUCACUCUACUACUGAGACAACUUUCACCUCGGAGCACACUACUAGCACCAUCGCCGAGGGUUCAUCGACAGAGAUUUCUACUACCACGGGUGAGACGUCAAGCACGGGUAUCUCAUCCGUAACUAGUGGAACUGGUACUUCCACCAACAUAGAGACGACCUCUACAACAGGAGCCAGUUCUACAAGUUCGUGCGAGACUAGCACUUCUGCUACAACCGAAGACACAUCUGCUACGGUGUCUACCACGACCACAGAGGCAUCAGCCACUUCAACUGAGGCUACUACAUCUACUACGGAAGUCUCUCGCACAUCAUCCGAGGCACCGACCACCACAGCCGAGCCUUCAACCACCAGUACUACCACUUCGACUUCCACUGCCGAAUCCUCAACCUUGACCUCUUUUACAAGUACUACUUCCUCCACUAGCACUAGGACCUCCACUACUUCUGAAGCCGCCACCACCUCGCCAUCCUGCUACCGCUACACCCUCUAUGACAAUCCCCCUGAGGGAGCCGACUGCGGCCACGAAGGUCACCGCAACGGAAAGAAAGCCAAGGUGCUCGGCUAUGGAGACAGCGACAGCGUCGAGUCCUGUGGGCAGAGCUGCGCCGAGACAGAAGGCUGUAAGGCGGUCGUGUUUGGAUACUGGGACGAUGAUAUAAACAACCCCUUCUGCGAGUUGUUGGAUGCUCCUCAGGCUAGGGCGGAUAACGAUGAGACGUCUUGGUUGUGGUAUGAUCUCAAGUGCUUCAACCCGGAUUGUGUGAGUCCGCCUGGAAAUGAGUGUGAUUACUAG
This is a messenger RNA of Fusarium keratoplasticum, 1749 nucleotides long. RefSeq lists its product as uncharacterized. Bases 1 to 1749 code for a protein of 582 amino acids. The record is from RefSeq and is a predicted model, not a curated record. The transcript has a single exon. NCBI's taxonomy places the organism in Eukaryota, Fungi, Ascomycota, Sordariomycetes, Hypocreales, Nectriaceae.